Patella vulgata (common limpet) is the source of this 6873-nucleotide messenger RNA. RefSeq names its product fibroblast growth factor receptor 2. Bases 493 to 2883 code for a protein of 796 amino acids. The transcript is spliced from 19 exons. Gene Ontology annotation, cellular component: signaling receptor complex; membrane. Lineage: Eukaryota; Metazoa; Mollusca; Gastropoda; Patellidae. Gene Ontology annotation, biological process: protein phosphorylation; multicellular organism development; fibroblast growth factor receptor signaling pathway. The record is from RefSeq and is a predicted model, not a curated record. Gene Ontology annotation, molecular function: ATP binding; fibroblast growth factor receptor activity.
UUCUGCUAUUAAAGACAUGUGCAACUACCCCCCUAGCUUUAUAGCCGAUGUAUGGAACUAAUGUGGUUGUAGUCAGCUUCUGUGGUUGUUAGUAGUAAAAGACGGCAACCUUGUUUGGAUAAUUUAUUUAUUUGAACUUGUUUAAAAGUUUUUAUUUAAUAUAAAACAAGAUCAAAAAUUUUAAACAGUUCUACGAAUUGGUUUUUGUUGCUCAGGAACAUUCUGUGUGGAUUUAAAGGAUAGGAAUAGCUGUUGUGAACUUGUUCCAGAUUAACUGUAUUUUGGAUAAUAUUUCUGCAAUUUUUACCAGUUAUUCUUUUAGAAAGGAUUAUAUAUUAGACAGUAAGAGUCCUGAAAAUUUGGAUUACAAUUUCAGAAAACUUGUAGAGUGUGAUUAAAUGAAUCGGAAUAGGUUGUGAAUAUUAGUUAAACAGACUAAACUUCAUCGAGGUAUCUACAUCAGCUGUCGUCAUGCUGAUAUCCUAGUACAAAAUGGCCACAAAUUUCAGGAUUAUUUUUAUUGUGGUUUUGUGUUUUUUGGGUGCAGCACAAGCCGAUAGAGAAGGUAAACCAACCUUGAAACAUUUUCCAGAAGAAGACAUCAAAGUAGGUAUUGGAGAAGAUGUUAAAUUCCGUUGUCGUGUUCAAGGAAGUCCCAAACCAUUCUUAAGCUGGUACCAUGAAAAUGAACUGAUCUUGAAUCAUAUAGAAAGGUUUAAAAUCCGUCGGUAUUCUAUUUCCAUUGCUUCUGUGACAGAAGAGGAUUCUGGGAUUUAUUCUUGUCAUGCUGAGAAUGAAUUUGGGGAGUUGUGGGUGAAUUUUACCCUCACAGUUCUCAAUUACACCGAUCCUGUGAACGAUUGGGAGAUGUAUGAUUAUGAUACAGAUAAUUCGGGUACAGGUCCUCCAAGAUGGACAUCAAGAAGAGGGAAGUUGAAGUCCGUGUCACGGCCCGUCAAUUCUUACUAUGAAUUUAAAUGUAGUGCCAAUGGAGAUCCAAAACCAAAUAUCACAUGGUACAAAGAUGGCCAACUAUUCCGAAAAAGUUCUCUUGGAAAGUUUGAAAUUCGAGGUUGGAAAUUAACCAUACAGGAGUUACUGCCAGACGAUAAUGGCGACUACACUUGUGUUGUCCAGAACAUGUAUGGUUCUAUUAACUGGACAUUUACUCUUGAGGUCAUCCAACGCUUACCUCACUCACCAAUUAUUGAGGGACCGAAAAAUCAAACAGUUGUGGUUGGUGAAACUGUUAAAAUGCAUUGUAAAAUAAUUUUAAGUGAUCUUCAUCCUCAUUUACAAUGGUUGAAACAUUACAUGGUCAACAAGAGUUACCUGUCUGAAGAUGGUGACCCCUACAUUACAGUCUUACAGCGAUCUAAUUUGAAUACAACAAAUCCAGAGAGACUUGUCAUACACAAUGUAACUAAGGAAGAUGCUGGUUGGUAUACUUGUGUUGCUACGAAUACAGUGGGAAUGAUAUACGCUAGUGCUUGGCUAACAGUUAAAGACAAAGAAUUAAUACCAAUACCAGAACCACAGUUACCUGUUAAAAAAGCUUCAUCCGAUCGGACAGUUAUGAUAGUAAUUAUAGGCGUCGCCGUUGCUGCUAUUAUCAGUGUGGCAUUGAUUGUGUCUUUAAUUAUGUGGAAUCAUCGAAAGAAGCGUAUGAUACAGCAGAAGCCAAUAAAACGUGUUAUUGUUAUGCGACCAAACGAUUUGUAUUACUCGAAAGGAGAUCCAAGUGUCAUGCAACCAUUGGUUCGAAUUGAGAAACAGUCUCGUCAAAGAUUAUCGUCAGAUGUAACUGAGGUUUCAGAAUACGACAUCCCUCUUGAUUCAGACUGGGAAUUCCCAAGAGAAAGACUGGUUUUGGGUGAUCGUCUGGGUGAGGGUGCCUUUGGUUUGGUUAUAAAGGCUAAAGCAAUGGGUAUAGCUAACAAUCCAGGUCAAACAACUGUUGCUGUUAAAAUGUUGAAAGAUGAUGCUACUGAUCGUGAGAUGACAGAUCUAAUGCAAGAGAUGGAAGUGAUGAAAGUGAUGGGUAGCCAUAAAAACAUUAUUAAUCUUCUUGGCUGUUGUACACAAAGAGGACCACUAUUUGUUAUUGUUGAAUUUGCUCCGCAUGGUAAUCUUCGUGACUUCUUGAAACUUCGACGACCAGCCAACUCCACUCUUCCUCCAACACCAGGCUAUGAAAAACCAGUCAUUGACUUUAAUGCUGUUUCUAUCAAACCUUUAACACCGAAAGAUUUAAUAUCAUUCUCCUAUCAGAUAGCUCGUGGUAUGGACUAUCUAGAUUCUAAACAUUGUAUCCAUCGUGAUUUAGCAGCUAGAAAUAUUCUAGUAUCAGAAGAUCUUGUAUUAAAGAUUGCUGAUUUUGGUUUAACACGGAAUGUUAAACAUAUGGAUUACUACAGAAAAACCACUGAUGGGCGAUUACCUGUAAAGUGGAUGGCACCAGAAGCUUUGUUUGAUAAACGAUAUACCUCGAAAUCUGAUGUAUGGUCAUUUGGAGUAUUAUUAUGGGAGAUCUUUACCCUUGGAGGUAAUCCCUACCCAUCAGUACCCGUAGAGGGUUUGUUUGAGUUAUUAAGAAAGGGACACAGGAUGAAGAAACCUCCAUAUGCUACAGGAGAAAUAUAUUCUAUUAUGUUAAAAUGUUGGAAUGAUAGUCCCAAUUAUCGCCCCAGCUUCAAUCAGUUGGUAGAAAACUUGGAUAACAUCCUAUCUCUGUCUCUUAAUGAUCAGCCAUAUUUAGAUUUAGAACAGAUUUCAGUGCCAAUGAGUGUGUCUGAUAGCCAAUAUUCUUCCAUGUCCCAUAGUGGUUCGGAGUCUAGUUCUUCGGAAAGUCUUGACAUGUACAAUCCUAUCAACGAUUUUUAACGGGAAAAUGAAACAAGUUCAGAAAUGUGGCAAGAAAUUUCAUUCUGAUUUCAAGGAAGGAUAAACUGUAUUGUUACUUGACUGACGACCUUUUGGAACAUUGAAGGUCAUAGUUGUUGUAUUUAUAUUAAUGUGUUGGGAUCAGAAAAAUCGGACUUAUCUAUUACCAAGCAACACCCAACAACAAUAGUAUUUUUGAGGUUGUAUAUUACGUCAACUGAAUUGGUGUUCGUCUUUGUUAUAUAUUGUGGUCUAGGCACUGGUGUUUUCUGUGAAUUAUAAUAGACUGUUACACUGCCAGCAUAGAAUUAUAACAGUGGCAACCUUCAACUUUGACCUAGAUACAUUUAUGAAGGCUAUCACUGCCAGAUUGUGACAAAAUUGGAACAUUUCAAUUAAUCGCAGAGACAGUGUAGUUUUUUAUUAUUAUUAUUUGUUCGAAUUACGGGAAGGAUAGUGUAUCAUUGACUUGAUCAAUCAGUCUUCAAACAGCAUGUUAAUAUAUUUGAUUGUCCAGUUGUUGUAUUUAACAGUUUUUAAUGUGUAUUAUUUUAUCAUCAAGUCAUCUUCAUCUAUAGAGAGAUAUUUUAAGGUGUGCUGUGACUGGAUCAAUGUGACAAUGUAGACUUCAUUGUAAACACGUUAAAGGACCUUGCAUCUGUGGAAACAGUACUACUUACAUAAAAAAAAAAUACAUUUAUGAUCACAAUCAUUUUUAUACAGGCUUGGGCCACUUUAAUCAAGGAAUUUUUUAUUUGCAGAGCAUUUUAUACAAGAAAAAAGCCAGUUUCUUUGCACAUAACAAUUGUUUUAGUCAGUAACGGCUGGACCCGAAGAACUGUUUUUCAUAUCGAUUGACCAUAUUUUAUAGUGAACUGUGUUUAAGACUUUUGGGAUUCUUUUUAAAACAAUUCUAAUUUAAUAUGUUUUUAAAUUGUUCAUUUACUCUCAUCAAAUUAUAUGGUUUUAACUGAUGACUCUUAAUGUGUUUCACAAUUUUCAAGUGUGGACUGUUCAGUUUUUGGAAAGAAAAAAGUGAAAGAUGUGUAAGGUAAUUAGUGCAAAACGCUGAUCUGACUUUAUCAAACCAUCUUUGAAAGGAGUGAUAAUGUUAUCAAAGAGGACAAUAACAAUAAUCAACGAUCUGAACAAAAUUCAUGAAUAUUAUAACACUUAGUGAAGGAAUGUGUGGACAAUAUAUGUGCUUAACAUGAACAUUUUUGACGAACUGACAACAAUUAUUAUAAGUGUGAGAGUAGAAUAUAGUGAAAUGGGCAGCGAAUUAGAAAGGUGUUGUAUGAUGAAAUUUAUGUGAGUCUCAGGCCUUAAAAUAUUUCAGUCUCAACAUUAUUUGAUCUACCGUAGAUUAUCACCAAAAUUGUACAAAUUAUUCUUAUUGGAUCAAGCUUAGCAGUGUCCCUGCAAUCAAUCAUUUAAUAAAAUAUGAAUGCAAUGAAUCCAGUAGAUUGAAUAACAUUGAGAUUGGAAGUAAAGUAUUAAGUUCUAUUCCCCUAGGUGCUUGUUUAAAGUUUAAAUAUGUCUUCCACAUGUUGGUCAAAAAAAAAUAAACAAAAUAUAGAUAGUCGUAGUUACGCCAAAGAUAGAUGGGAAAUCCUCUAUUCAGACACUUCUUUAUAUCACAUCAUAUAAAAACUGGUUUAUUUAAAAGGUAUUUUUAAAUGUCAAUAUAUAUUUGAAAGGUAUAUGGAGCAUAGCAAAAACCAAAUGGAAUUGUAUUUUGGAAAUAACAUGAUGAAUAUCAAUUACACAGAUUUGAUCAUUAAAACAAAUUAUCUUAUGCAUAAAUUAAAAUCCUAAUUCACAUCACAAUAUAUAAGGAAUGGCUUAUUAAAAUGAGGAGAUAUAGAGUUUAGUAAUAAAAACAUGGUAUUUUAGUUUUAGUUGCUCUUUGGUAACUAGUGAAGGGUUUAUUAGAUAGACUUACAGUACAAAUUGUACCAACAAGCUUUAAGUGAUGGUAUCAUUGACAUUAUUAUAAAACUUAUUGUUAUAUUUUAAUUUUUCGCCCUGUCUAAAUGAGAUGUUUAUAUUGGUUGUUCUUUAUUAUUGUUUAACGGAAAAGGGAAAAUUCGUUAAAAUCAGACAAAUGUAUAAAAUAUUAAUACCUUAUUAUUAAUAUUUGUAUGCAGUGAAAGUGACACCCCUCCAUUUUGAAUUAAUUGACAUUUUUGUGAAAGUUGUGUAACAGAGAAGUCCCACUUCAGUUUGAUUAGAACAUAUUUAAAUUCUUGACAUACCCAUGUUUGAAAACAAGUUUAAAGAAAUUGUGCUACUAAUUAAGGAAUUAAGGAUUCUGUAUGAUGGGAGGAUUUGGUUCCAAAAUAAAAACAAUUAAAAUAAUUUGUUACACCAUAAAAGCUCCUGUUUACAUAACCCAAACAACUCAAAAGUUGCUGUCGCACAGCAGUCACAAAGAUGUUAAUAAAAGGGAUUCUUAGAAGCAAGUUAUUCAUGAAUUGAGAUGUCAUACUGACAAGGAAUAUUUUUUGUAAAAGAAUGUUUGGACCAUAGAGAGGAUUACUGAAAAAACGACCUGUGUCAGGUUGUAGUUCAGUCUAGGAAAAUAUAAUGCCUUUGGGUUCAAGUGUGAUGCUUCUAAAAAUCCUUUUAAAAGAUUCCUCAUAGUUAUGUAUAUUUUCUUGUACAGAAUAUUAACCUAAAGGAUGAGUUGAAAUCAUUUGUGUAAAUAUAUUAAUGUAAAGAAAGAACCGCUCAAAGAUAAAUUUAUUGUUAGAUAACUUUCACUUAGUCGUUACAAUGUCAGGGAAGACAACUCUGCCAAGAACUUCCAAAUAUCACUGUACUUUGAUUUAUUAUAUGGUUUUUAAGGCUAUUAAAUGGAAUUAUUUACUACUUAAUGGUACAGCUUCAAGCAAAUAACUAGUAUUAUUUAAAACAAUCUCUAGGAUACAUCUAGAUCGAUAUCCAUUUCAACAUUUUAAAAAAUAUGCUUAGCUUUUGUAUUCAUUGAUAUAAAAUAUUUUUCGAAUUGUGACCAGAGAAAAAAUGAUAGAGCCAAUUGAGAAGUGUUUUAUGAUGAGCAUUCAUUAAUAUAGGGCAAUGCCAUGGGCAUUUAAUUGAUUUUUUAAAUUUUUGUACAUGUUGUAGGCUAAGAGCUAAGCAAUCUAUGUCUUUUUUUUCUUUCUUUUUUUUUUUUUUUUAGAUACGGCUUAAAAUGUGUUCUGAUCAAAUGUAAAUGAAAAUUUAUACAUCUUAUAGAUGUUAAAUUAAAUUUACCAAAUAUCAUAGUGCUAAAUACUGCCCAGUUUUUUUCUUUAUAAACAAGCGCUUUAUAGUUUUGUUUUUUUCAAUCUUGUACAGUUGUCAUUAUUUGUACACAAUAUUGAUAAUGAUAAUAAUAUUUAAAUUUAUUGUGAAUUUUUGUGCUAUUUUAAUUCAUAAAUGAAAUCAUGAACUCAUUUACAUAUCAUUAAUCUGUGCGUCCAUAUAUAUGGUCAUAUCAUAUGUUCACAUAUAUGGUCAUUGAAGUUCAAAUUAUUUAAAUGUGAAAUUAGUCUUCGAAAUUAUUUUAAUCAAACUUGACAUGUUCAAUGUAUAUCUCUCAUCAUAUUUUGUCCUGGUAUGUGAAAGACUACAAGAAGUAGUUUGUUACCCAGUCUUAAUUACAUAACUCAAUAAAGUUGAGAAAACUUCUUUAUUGUCAUGUACAUGUAGCUAAGAACUAACGACCCAAGACUUUAUUGUAAGUUUGCAUUUAAGUUUAUAAGCAUUUAUGUCUUUAAAAAACUGCCAUUGAUUUUCUCAGUUAUACAUUUGUGUUCAAAUGCAAUAUUAUAUUAUUAUUAUUAUUUGUUUAGAAGAAAAACUUGUUUUUUUGUUCACUUAAUCAGUACCUAUUGAUUACAAUUGUUAAUUGUGUUCUAUUAUACUUCAGUAAGUACAAAACGAUUAAAACAAACCAUGAAUUAUAUUAAAUAGUAAAUAAAUAAACAUACAAUAAAUCUUGUU